Messenger RNA from Helianthus annuus (common sunflower), 1477 nucleotides. RefSeq lists its product as uncharacterized. The transcript has 2 exons. Bases 89 to 1315 code for a protein of 408 amino acids. NCBI's taxonomy places the organism in Eukaryota, Viridiplantae, Streptophyta, Magnoliopsida, Asterales, Asteraceae. The record is from RefSeq and is a predicted model, not a curated record.
CAGAUAUAAUACAAUCAUACAAGCAAAACACUACUACUUUCUUUCAAAAACUAUAAAGUCCAUCCAUCCUGUAAGUUUAGUUUCAAAUAUGUAUGUGACCCGAUCACUUUCUUACUAUAAGACGUCUCCGGAAGCUCUUUAUCUUCCUCCCGAGGGUCCUAACUCCGGUUACUUGGUAAUCCAAGAUGAAGAGUCUGAAAGAUACACAUUUUUCGGGUUGUUCAAGGAUCGAUAUCUUGUAGGGUUACCGUUUCCUCAAAACAAAAUACUGACCACACACUAUUCUUCAGGAGCUGGUGGUCAACAUCAUCAUCAAGCUGGUCGACAACAUCAUCAACACACUUCUUUUGAUGAAGUUGUCUUUAUUCCUGUCCUUAACCAGCCGUUGUCUUUGAACCGUUACUAUGCGAUUAAACCACAUGGAUCACAUAAAGGAGAAGCAUUUACAUGUUCAAAGGAGGAAGACAUGACACAAUGUUGCUUUUCCAGUUGUGUCAAUGAUGUAAAACCAAGGCCAUUGGAUCCACACAACAUUUACCAACAAUUUGAGAUUGUUCGUAAGGAAACACUGUUUAGCAGUGAUGGUAGUUUUUAUGCAAAAUCUCUUGCACACGAUGGCUAUCCUCCGUAUAUCUUAAGAAGAAAACGUUGGGAAAUUUAUGGUAAAACACCAAAAAACUACAAGUUAUUUGAAGCAAAAGGAAUCAAUGAUUCCAUUCGUACACGUCUUCCUGAUUUGAGCUUUCCUCCCUCAACCAAAUCUUCAAAUCAUGUAGUUGUUGGCAAGUGGUAUUGCCCUUUCGUGUUUAUCAAAGAACAACAAUUGUCCGAACAAGUGAAAAAUUCUAUGUAUUAUGAAAUGACACUAGAGCAAAAGUGGGAACAAGUUUCCGAACAUGAAAAGGAGCACAACAACGAAGAAAAUGUCGUGUCUGUGAACGUCGUGGUUCAUAGUGAAGCAGUUUUCAUUGGUGAGAGUCAGAUCGAGGCAGCAUGGGAUGAGAGAAAUGUGGUAGAUGGAGCCAUAUGGUUUACAUGUGUAGGGGGUAAUAAUGGGAGAGAAGAAAGUGUAGGGUUGAAUGUAGCAAUUGUUGAAAGAAUGAAGUGGGAAGAAGAAAGGGUUGGAUGGGUUGGUGGUGGGGAGCAAAGGAUAAAGAGGGUGAAGAGAGAUGAGAAGUUUGAAGGAGUUGAUGGGUGGAAUAGAUUUGGUUGUUAUGUUUUGGUUGAAAGGUUUGUGCUCAAAAGAAUGGAUGGAAGUUUGGUUUUGACAUAUGAGUUUGGUCACACCCAUCAAAUUAGGUCCAUAUUUGAGUAAGAAUUGGGUUUCUUUGCAUAGAUUCAAAUGAUACAAUUUGACAUACCAUAUUUGUUUAUAGUCACUUAUGUUAAAUAUCUUGACAAGUUUGUGAAUUUAUGUUUUUCUCUUGUAUUUUAUAAUUAUUAUUGAAUGAAUAAAACUUAGGAGUGUUAUUUGAUU